AUGGAGUUUGAUCCUAUGAAUCCACUCGAAACUAGUGAAGAAUAUUACGACGACUACGUAACGCUCUUCCUAGAUCAACCAGACUACAUGCCAGCUAUGGGUUACUCCAAAAGAUUCAACACCACAGAAAGAAAACAAGUAUAUGAUAACAUCAUCAGUAAUUCGCGUAAAAUUGAUGAUCCAUUCAUGUCCUUCAUCGCCAUGAAUCACUUUGAUCAAUACAUUUCAAGGCAACCGCCAUUGAACUUGAAAGAUCUUGACAUAGACCUAUCUGCUAGAAGCUGCUUCAAACUUGCUGACAAGAUGUUAAGCUCUGGCACUUCCACAAAUGCACUUCGAUCCAAGAACAAAAAUGUGAAGUAUACAGAAGAUCAAAUUAUGGGUGUGCUGGAAGGGAAAACGCGCCUAAUAACAGUUUUAUACUUCCUGGAACUUUAA
Molecule: messenger RNA, 438 nt
Organism: Cornus florida
Lineage: Eukaryota; Viridiplantae; Streptophyta; Magnoliopsida; Cornales; Cornaceae
Exons: 1
Coding region: 1-438 (145 amino acids)
Source: RefSeq, a predicted model, not a curated record